UAAUAGACUCGGGUUCAUGUGAUCUGUCACAUGACAAAAGAUCUGCUGAGAGACGGAAUGGGACUGCGACCCUGCCUCCUAGGGCUCCUAGCCCUCCUCAUUGCGGGCAAAUGCAGUUACAGCCCGGAGCCCGACCAGCGGCGGACGCUGCCCCCAGGCUGGGCGUCCCUGGGCCGUGUGGACCCUGAGGAAGAGCUGAGUCUCACCUUUGCCCUGAGACAGCAGAACUUGGAAAGACUGUCUGAACUGGUUCGGGCUGUGUCGGAUCCUGGCUCUCCUCGCUACGGAAAAUACCUGACCCUGGAGGAUGUGGCUGAACUGGUCCGGCCAUCACCACUGACCCUCCACACAGUCCAAAAAUGGCUCUUGGCGGCUGGAGCCCGGAACUGCCACACAGUGAUCACACAGGACUUUCUGACCUGCUGGAUGAGUGUCCGACAGGCAGAGCUGCUGCUCUCUGGGUCUGAGUUUCAUCGCUAUGUGGGGGGACCUGCAGAGACCCAUGUUGUAAGGUCCCCACAUCCCUACCAGCUCCCGAAGGCCUUGGCCCCCCAUGUGGAUUUUGUGGGGGGGCUGCACCGCUUUCCCCCUAUAUCUUCCUUGAGGCAACGCCCUGAGCCACAGGUGGCAGGGACUGUUGGCCUGCACCUGGGGGUGACCCCAUCCGUGAUCCGUAAGCGAUACAACUUGACAGCACAAGACGUGGGCUCUGGCACAACCAACAACAGCCAAGCCUGUGCCCAGUUCCUGGAGCAGUAUUUCCAUGACUCAGACCUGGCUGAAUUCAUGCAUCUCUUUGGCGGGAACUUUGCACACCAGGAAUCAGUAGCCCGUGUGGUGGGACAACAAGGCCGGGGCCGGGCCGGACUGGAGGCCAGUCUAGAUGUGCAGUACCUGAUGAGUACUGGCGCCAACAUCUCCACCUGGGUCUACAGUAACCCUGGCCGGCAUGAGUCACAGGAGCCCUUCCUGCAGUGGCUCCUGCUGCUCAGUAAUGAGUCAGCCCUGCCAUCUGUGCACACGGCGAGCUACGGAGACGACGAGGACUCCCUCAGCAGUGCCUACAUCCAGAGGGUCAACACUGAGUUCAUGAAGGCUGCUGCUCGGGGUCUUACCCUGCUUUUUGCCUCAGGUGACAGUGGGGCUGGGUGUUGGUCUACCUCUGGAAGACACCAGUUCCGUCCCAGCUUCCCUGCCUCCAGCCCUUACGUCACCACGGUGGGAGGCACAUCCUUCCAGAAUCCUUUCCGAGUCACAAGUGAGAUUGUUGACUAUAUCAGUGGUGGUGGCUUUAGCAAUGUGUUCCCACGACCUUCAUACCAGGAGGAAGCUGUAGCCAAGUUCCUGAGCUCCAGCCCCCACUUGCCACCAUCCAGUUACUUCAAUGCCAGCGGACGUGCCUACCCAGAUGUGGCUGCCCUCUCUGAUGGCUACUGGGUGGUCAGCAACCGCGUGCCUAUUCCAUGGGUGUCUGGCACUUCGGCCUCUACUCCAGUGUUUGGAGGGAUCCUAUCCCUGAUAAAUGAACACAGAAUCCUCAGUGGCCACCCACCUCUUGGCUUUCUCAACCCAAGACUCUACCAGCAGCAUGGGGCAGGACUCUUUGAUGUAACCCAUGGCUGCCAUGAGUCUUGUCUGAAUGAAGAGGUACAGGGUCAGGGUUUCUGCUCUGGCCCUGGCUGGGAUCCUGUGACAGGCUGGGGAACACCCAACUUCCCAGCUCUGCUGAAGAUAUUACUCAACCCUUGACCCUUUCCUGCUGGGAGGGUGGGCCUGUCCCCUGCCCCACAGCUGGCAGCUAGUUUCCUUAUUCUGCACUGCUGUCCCCUCACCUGUUGACUGCUACAGACAGCUUGUCUCCCUGACCCUGAAGUGCUAUGAGAAUGACUUGACUCCCAACCCUCCCCUGCUCCAUCAUACUCAGGUCUCCCUACUCCUGCCUCAGGUUCCUCUACAUUUGCUAUAACCAGUACUGUUUGGGAGCAUCCCCACCCCCACCCCUCACCCCCCCAUUCCUUUUUUCUCUUUGCAACCAGGCUUUUCCAAAGGGUUGUCUGCAUUGUUUGUGUACAUGAUUUUACUUUGUGUUUGCGUCUCAAUUUAUCGUAAUGAGACCUCCGCCUUCCCUUUUUUACUCUUUCCUCCCCUGACACAGAAACAGUGGCCUCCCCGCUGCUUCAUCAAGUACAUGCUUCCCAACCUUUGCUUUAGGGCCCUCUGUCGUACUUGUCCACUCCCUCUCUUUCCUUAGCUCCUAGGACUUCACUUCUUUCCUGACCAUUUCCCCUUCCUCCUUCUCCUUCUCUGCUUCCUCACUGAAUGUUGGUGUACUUCACUUCUGCAUCCUUAGUCUUUUGCUCUUCUCACUCUACCCAUUGUCGCCUGGAACAAAUCAAAGAUUGGCAUCCACAGCAUCACCAUCUCACUAAAUCAGACUUUCUAUCCAACAGUGACUGAUACCUCAAAUGCAAGAUGUGCCGUUCUCGGCACUUCAUCUCUCUUCCUCCUUCCCAAUCCCAAACUGUUCUCUUUUGUUUCUUCUUGAUAAAUGAUACUAUGCUGCUUCCAAGCAAGCCAGAGAGCUGUCAUUCUAGACUCCCAUUUCCUUCAUCUCCUCCCCCUUCAAUAAACAAGUCCUACUGAUUUUACCUCUCAAAUAUAUCUUUCUCAACCCACAAGUCCUGCCAAUUAUAUUUCUUAUGUAAAUCUAGAAGUCAUCUACUUCACUCUUUCUCCACUGCUUCUACAUUAGCUUAAAGGCACAUUCUCUCUCUGAAUUAUAGGCUCAUAAAAAAAAUCCCCUUUCUCCCUGCCCUUCCCUAAACCAUCUUCCAGAGCAUAAUGAAAAUCACAUCAAGCCAUUUACUUGAGUAAGAUCCUUCCAAGAUUAUUGGAUGAAGUUCAGGCUUCCUAUCAUGACGCACACACCGGAUCCCUUCCUGGCUAUGUCUUCCUGAGUAACAAAUUGUUUAUCCUCCCCUGCUCUCCCCUGAAACAUAUUCUUUCACUUGUGCUCAAGAUAUGCUGUGCCCUUAACACUACCCCUGACUCCCCUUUGCUUGUUUGAUUUCAAGCAUUCUUUCCAGACUCAGUUUAGAAGCCACCUUCUCUUGUGAACCUGUUGGCUCCCUGAAGCUACUUGAUUUUGGUAUGGCACAAAAAAUCUUAGAAUUUUGAAGCCAGAUCUGUUUGACUGUUGUUUCUAAUAUAGACUAGCGGAGAGCCUUGGGCAACUAAGUUCAUCUCCCUAAGCCUUUUUCUCACUUGUUAAGUGGGGAAAAGGCUAUACCUGCCUCUCCUAAUAAUCAGUGACUAAUCAAGUGGAAUAAAGUUGAUAGAGUGGGCAGCA
Molecule: messenger RNA, 3349 nt
Organism: Miniopterus natalensis
Lineage: Eukaryota; Metazoa; Chordata; Mammalia; Chiroptera; Miniopteridae
Source: RefSeq, a predicted model, not a curated record